Anolis carolinensis (green anole) is the source of this 5414-nucleotide messenger RNA. RefSeq names its product solute carrier family 37 member 3 (gene slc37a3). The transcript is spliced from 15 exons. Gene Ontology annotation, cellular component: endoplasmic reticulum membrane. Gene Ontology annotation, molecular function: transmembrane transporter activity. The record is from RefSeq and is a predicted model, not a curated record. NCBI's taxonomy places the organism in Eukaryota, Metazoa, Chordata, Lepidosauria, Squamata, Anolidae. Gene Ontology annotation, biological process: transmembrane transport. The coding region runs from base 491 to 2026 and encodes 511 amino acids.
CUUUUGCUCUUCUCUUUCAGAUCAAGAGGACUGGCAUGCCUUGUUUGAUUUGCUCUGGGCUUCCUCGAGGAAGGCUUGCUCUCCUCUCUCUCUCUUUGUCUCGUGUCUUUUGGGUCUCCCAGUUCAGAUGUGCGGCUUGAUCCGUGUCGUGUCGAGGCCCUCCUCCAUCCUCAGCUCUUUGGCUGCCUCUUUCUCCCUCCCUUUGGCUGCCUGUCCUGGCGCCCUUUUGCCACGUAGCAGCUGGAUCGGUGGCCUCCCUCCUCCUUCAUCCUUUGAACUGCCUUGGAAAAGGCUAAUGGUUCUCUGGCUUGCUGUGAGUUUUCCGGGCAGUAUGGUCAUGUUCCAGAAGCAUUCUUUCCUGACGUUUCGCCCACAUCUAUGGCAAGCAUCCUCAGAGGUUGUGAGAGAGAAGAGAAUGACCUAACCUACCUUUCUGCCUUAAAGGGCAAAGGGGUAGGGGGUGGGACAGAAGGGGGGAACAAAAGGUACAAUGCCUGGAGCUUUGAGGCGGCAGCCUACAAAUAAGAACUGUAUGUCACAGUUCACACAUCAUCAUAUUGCUGUGUUCUUGCUCACCUUCUUCAGCUACUCUUUGCUCCAUGCCUCUCGGAAGACAUUCAGCAAUGUCAAAGUCAGCAUCUCCAGCCAGUGGACCCCUUCCUGCCUUAAUGAUUCUGCCCUCAAUCUUGAACCAUAUGAGCUUUGGAACAGCAGUCAUUUAUUUCCAGAUGAAAAAGAAGCCACCCUUUUCCUUGGGACGCUGGAUACCAUCUUCCUCUUCUCUUAUGCUGUGGGUCUUUUUGUCAGUGGUAUUGUUGGGGACCGUCUGAAUAUGCGCUGGGUCUUGUCAUUUGGCAUGUGCUCCUCUGCGGUAGUGGUGUUUGUAUUUGGCACAGUCACAGAAUGGCUGCACUUUUACAACAAGUGGUUCUAUUGCAGCCUGUGGAUUGUGAAUGGCUUGCUACAGUCCACUGGUUGGCCUUGUGUUGUAGCUGUCAUGGGAAACUGGUUUGGAAAAGCUGGGAGAGGGUUUGUAUUUGGUCUCUGGAGUGCUUGUGCCUCGGUGGGCAACAUCAUUGGAGCAUUCCUUGCUUCCUCGGUUUUACAGUAUGGCUACGAGUAUGCUUUUUUGGUGACAGCAUCCGUACAGUUUGCUGGAGGAAUCAUUGUUUUCUUUGGUCUUGUGAUUUCUCCUAGAGAAGUAGACCUCCCUGAUGUUGAUAAAGAGGUUGAUGGCAAAGGUGAAGAAGAUGCCAGGGAGCCAUUGAUUGGUGGCAACGAUAACGAAAAUGAGGAUGAUGAUGAUCCCAAUUAUUCCAUUCAGGCUGCUGAUUUGAGUAGCAGCAGUCGCAACGUCAACAAUGAACUCCAGCCUCAGGCUAUUGGAUUUUUUCAGGCGUGUUGCCUACCUGGUGUUAUGUUGUAUUCUCUAGCAUAUGCUUGCUUGAAGCUCGUGAACUACUCUUUCUUCUUCUGGCUGCCUUUUUACCUCAGCAGCAAAUUUAAAUGGAAGGAGGCGGAAGCUGAUCAGCUCUCCAUUUGGUAUGACGUCGGCGGGAUAAUAGGUGGCACCAUCCAAGGCUUAAUUUCUGACAUGCUGCAGAAGAGAGCACCAGUGUUAGCCUGCAGCCUGAUCUUGGCUGUUGCUUGUCUGUUUGGAUACAGCCGUUCUCCAGACAGCAAGCCUAUCAAUGCAUUUCUUAUGGCACUUACAGGGUGUUUCAUUGGUGGCCCUUCCAACAUGAUCAGCUCUGCCAUUUCUGCCGACUUGGGGCGCCAGGAAAUGGUGAAGGGAAGCAGCGAAGCUCUGGCCACCGUGACGGGGAUUGUGGAUGGCACUGGGAGUAUCGGAGCAGCUCUGGGCCAGUAUCUUGUCUCUUUAAUCCAAGAGAAUUUGGGAUGGAUGUGGGAUUUCUAUUUCUUCAUCCUUAUGAUCAGUUUGACCGUGGUGUUCAUCACUCCUUUGCUUGUGAAGGAAGUCAGUAUGCUCCUGGAGGCAAGGCGCUUGCGUAGGCUGACCGGCUGACCAACUAACCUCUUCCUCCCCAUCCUCUCUGGACCAUUAGAAGGGACAUCUCAAGUAAGAUCACUGAGAGGAGAGGGAUUUUGGUGCUUCACCUUUACGUCCUUAUUUAUAUCUACUAAGGUUGGAGGCAGGGUUAAACAAGGCCAGAAAAGGAUCCCUUGCCAAGAUCUUUUGCAUCUGAAUCCCAUCUGAAGAGACGCUACAUCCUUCUGCAACAUACGACUUUCUGAAUGCGGAGGAAAGAGGGCCUUCCUUCCUUUGAAAAAUUGCCUCUUAUUCUCAGGGCCAGUUAAUGCAGUCAUGACCAUCAAGUCUUUCAAGCCUGGGCUGCAGCUUUUCAAACUUCAGUUCUGAGACUUACCUUGAAAUUCUCCCCUGCAAAAGAAAAUGGAAAGAAAAGGAUCAUGCCCAGGAUUUUCUUAUUGCCUCUUAUGGAGAAAAUGCUAUCUGUGGAUCCUGGGGUGGUAGGUGAGGUGGUUGGCUAUUGAGUUGUCCAGCUGCUGCCUACAGCAGAAUUGCCCAAGAAAACCUUGACCACUUCUUGCUGUUGACUUCAUUUAAACUGUCCCUCUUGUAUUCUUUGUACCGUUAUCUUCUCAGAUCUUUAUGUUGUGUCUGGUUGCUUGACAGUUGCCAGAUAGAAAAACUGACAGCCUGCUUUGUGUCUCAUGUUAGCAAAAAGUAGGAAAGACUUUGUGUUGUUGGUUUGAAAACGCUACUUCAGAUUGGCCUUGGGUCAGUCCAGCACAGGCUUUUAUAAAUUGAUGGUGCCAAAGGCUUGCUUUCCUGGUUACUUACCUGGCUCUGUAUUUACACAUUACAUAGCAGGAAACCUUGGAAGCAAGCCAGAGCUUUCAUAUGCUCAUCUAGAAAGAAUAGCUGUAGCAGAGCUUUUUUAUUUGAUUUCCAAAUAUUUGUCCUGUCUAUAUAUUGUUACCCAUGUUAAUUUAACUUUACAAGGUCCAGCAGUGCAAUUGCAUUCCAUACUUGAUUUAUUAUUUUCUUAACUGCCUAAUGUGUGGGAAAAUAAGCCUGCAUUUGUAGAAAUGCACGGAGCCAACAUUGUUCAGCUCAAGUUUUUACCAGAGUCCUUAAAAUUACGGUAAAUACUUGUGUCAUGGUUUUAAAGGGAUUUUAGGAGUGGAUUGGGAAGUAAGGAGGUAACUAUCUGUAGUCAUCUCUGUUUGACCAGCUGUGAUAGCUUACUCUCUGAUGUCUUAGAUGGGUAGGGAUUUCCAAAUUUGUUGCCAGGAAGUCAUCCAAGUCCCACCAUGUCUUCCAUUUUUUUCUUGAUAUGUAACCUAUAGUCCAUGUGCUAUUGGAAUAAUAGUAGGAAAAGUGCUCAAUUUGAUGAUGUUUAGAUGUGGGCAAAUUGUAACUAAAAGGUUUUAUGGAAGAGGAAAACAUUACUGUAGGACUGCUGUUUGCUUUUUGCUUACUGACUAGGCUUGACAUAUACAUACAUAUACACAAUAGGAGUAGCAAUCCAUUAGGCUGAACUGGAUAGCAUCUUUCUUCAAAUCUGGUGUCUUGGAUUUUGUGGCCAUACCUUUCCUCCUUGUCCACCUGGAAUGCCUAAUCAGUUUCAGAGAUUGUGGACAUUUGGAUAUAUUCUCCUUUUAUCUCCUGUAUAUUCUCCUUUUAUCUCAUUAUCUCGCUUUCACUCUGUCUCACACACACAAAGGGUCUGUCAAACUAUUAGUUUCGCAACACAAAAAAGUUAUUGAUAUAAUUCUUCCAGAAUUCUCUCACCAGCAUGGCCAGUGGUCACUCUGACUGUGAGUUGUUGAAUUGCAGUUCCAAAUCCCUUUUCUAAUCUGUAGUCAGUUCUCAGAUUCUGUAAAUGUAGACAAGCCUGGAUAGGCUUGUCUACAUUUAUAGAGUUUUAGAUGCAUAGUAUUCUUUAUUGCCCCCAUGUGGGAUUUAGUAUGAAUUGAAGCCAAGGUAUGCCAUUACUAUCCAUAUAUAAAGGGAAAGAUUUGUCAGUACUUUGUCUUUUUUUGAGUUAGGCACACAGAACACACUUUUCAAGAUGUAGAGAUUUCCAUUCCUUGGACCUUGACAUGUAACACUAAUCUCUGGAGUCUUCAGGGUGGCUAUCAAAUCCCUAACCCUUUCCCAAAAGCCAUAGGCUGUAACUGUAAGAUGUCUUCUUGGCAAUGAAUUUUCAGCCUACUUUGUUCUUGUAGCUGAGAGUUGAUUAAUUAGCUGUGAAUUUGACAUUGAAGGAAAGGUGUCAUUUUUUUUCUUUUCCAAAACUGCCUUUAUGAAUGCUUAAUGUACAGUGAUAGCUUUUUGAACAUUUCUAUUUAUGAACGUAAAUGUUUAAUCAUGUUUUGGCUGCUGUGAUUGAAGUGUUCUUGGUAAUUCAAGGGUCUCUUACUGAAAUUAUGUUGCAUUCUUCCUGCAGAGCUGUUAAUCAAUUACGAACAGAGGGAGAACAGAGAUAAACUCCUGGGAGUUUAAAAAAAAUCUUUUUGAGAGGAUUUUUUUUGGGAAUAUAAUCCACUUUAUGUCCUUUGUGUCCUUGUCCCUUUCCCACUGAGUUUAAACAUUGACCAUUAAGCUCUUCGUCUUUAUACCUUUCUUUUUGCCACUGAAGAUAUUUCUUGAAAGAUACUUAAAUGGUCUGGUUUCAUCAUGAAAUCAGUAUGCUUUGAAUUCUAUGCCUUUCCUAGAUAAUGAUGCUUUCUCCAGUCUUAGGGUGUUUGCACACAAUCACUUUCUGUCUUUUUGUUACUAUUGAUAGGGGAGAUCCACAAAUACUGGAUAUUUCAAAUGGGUCUGAUAAGUAUUCAGUCCCUUGAUAGCUGCACAGUGACCUUGUGCUUCGGUGUCAGUGUUUGAGAUACUAUGGAUUUUUUGGUUGACCCGGAAGACGUUUCAAAACUGCCUUCUCCAACCUUUUGGCCCAUAAAGUAUAUAGGAAUGCAACAUAUAUUAUCCCCAGCUGACAAGGCUACUGGUAGUCUUUGCAGCCAAAGAUAUCAAGAAGGCAUUGGUUAGGAAAGACUGUGAGAGCAGUGAUUUUGACAGCUGGGUUGAAUUGGAAAACUUUUGUUUCUAGGGCAGAGAAUGUGGAUUCAGUCCGUUUCUGUAAUGCUGGGAAUGUCUGCCAGCCUUCAGCCCAGGUUUGCUGCAAGCAUUAAUACAAAUCAUCCACCUCAACACUGUAUUUGACUGCUUGCAAUUUUUUUCUUUCAAAGCCUGCCACAAACCAUUCUAGAUUAAACAACUACAUUUGAUGAAUGACAACCAAUUGCAUCUCCGCCCCCCCCCCCCAGCUCUAUCAGCUCCCAGCCAAUUUAGAUCCUUCUGCUCUGUCUAUGUUGGGAAAAUGUUGAAUCGGUUUGACAUUAAUAAAUUAUUAUUUUUGCAAAUUGUAAAA